This is a messenger RNA of Sclerotinia trifoliorum, 746 nucleotides long. NCBI's taxonomy places the organism in Eukaryota, Fungi, Ascomycota, Leotiomycetes, Helotiales, Sclerotiniaceae. The record is from the annotation of a GenBank genome assembly.
CUUUUUCUUCUUUCGAGUCCUCUAGGUGGUCCUGGGUCAUAGAGUAGAAGUAGAAUUCCUCAUAUGUUCCAUAUUGUAACGACAACCUUACUCAUCAAGUGUGAAUAAAGAUGUCCUAUUUCUUCUUUAGACAUGAUCGACCUUCAAUUAAGACACUUUCGUCUCUUCCUGCUCUUCUCAAUCUCUUUCAGGAAUCUCUUACCUUGGGGGUACUACCUUCACAAAGUUCACCCAUCAAACCUGAGGUGGGAUACAUGGGAACUGUAUAUUCGAGUUCUCAAGUACGUGGCCUUCGAACUCCCCAGUUUCAUGAGAAGGGACGUACUCCUUCGUCUUGGAUUCCAUCACAUAGAACUUGAAGCCUCUGGGUCUUUUGACAUCGCAGCUUUUUCGAGGCUGUAGGUGACACAGUCUAGUACGUUUACCUUUGAACUCCCGAUUUCCUAAAUUGACGUGCACUCCUGUUACAAUCUCCACAACCUGACGACAGAUAAAGUGGGCUUGGAAUGGAAUACGCAGGAUUUCACACUCAUGCACGUACCAAAAUGGCAAGAAUUUCUCAGUCUGUGGAGAUUUUCUUGUGUCCUGUCUGUAAUAGCAUUUUGAUCAGGAUAUAGAAGGGUUGGAUGUCAAAAAUGCACGACCUAUUCUUGGACGGCAGGAGAGCUGCAUAAGUGGUCAAGACCACAGUACAUUUAUUACUCCAAAUCCAUGUAUACAAUCCUGGAACAGCGAAUCAAAAAAUC